Molecule: messenger RNA, 966 nt
Organism: Mycena citricolor
Lineage: Eukaryota; Fungi; Basidiomycota; Agaricomycetes; Agaricales; Mycenaceae
Source: the annotation of a GenBank genome assembly
AUGGCGUUUGAAGCUUCAGACUCGAUUACACUUGGUGCGCAACACCAUGACGGACAUGUCAGACUAUCAUCUCCAGUGCCAGCUGUCCAGUCAUACGGCGCUAUCUAUACUCUCAAGGCUCGCGAAGACGGCAGAUUCUUAGCCAGUGGUGGUGGCAUCGGUCUCAAGGUGUGGGAUUUGCAAGAGGAGCGCGAGAUUGACGUCGUGGUUGUGACUUCCGAUGUACGUGGUGCGAUAACAAAGUUGCAAUGGAUCAAGCGCGAGGACGACAUGGGCGAGGCGCUGGUUUACGGCACACAGAGCGGAUACAUUACACUCCAGGGAAAGUCCAGCGUUCGAGUUCACGAGAUCUGGAAUCGCCAGAUGGCUGGAUCGUCUGAAGUGACUGGUCUUGCUUUCGAUCCGGCCACUAAUCGUCUGGCGGCGUGCCAUCAUGGCGGCAUCGUGCAGAUGUUUAUGUUGGGAGCGAAGAUGGCCGAGAAAGAGAUGUUUUCCUUGCAGAUCCCCUGUUGCGUUCCUGGCGCUUUAGGCUUUGGGGCAAUGCACAAUAAUGAACGCGAGCUGUUGGUUUCUGGACUUUACUGUGGAGUAAUCGACCACGGUGUGGUGUACGUUUACACACGCCGGGACGGCUCGCUCACGAAGCUCGUCAUCGAGGAGAACGAGCAUCGGGUGCUCGGCUGUCCCACUAUCUUCGCAGCCAAGUCCAGCGAACCAAUCGGCGCUGUUUUGUCGGAUGUCACCUUGCGGAAACGGGACGACCUUGCACACCCUGUUGAUCUCGGCAAAGUUAUGGCAAACCCGCCAGCGAACUGGCUUCUUCGGCUGGGUGGCGUGCGACUGGUCUGGUCGGGCGGGGAUGUCUCGCAGCCCCGCGUCGAUGCGACGAAGGAUGCCAGCGGCAACCAACUCAUCGACCUGCUUCGUGGAACGCCAGCUGCGGCAGUGACAUUGGUUGCUGGUUGA